ACCAAUUCUCGUGAUUCAGGAGUCUUUUUUGACCUUGACUUUGAUUUUGAAAUUAACGUUAGCGAAAAAUCUAGUACACCUUAUAGUAAUUAUCUGGGACUUUACAUCCCGGUAAAAAAAUCGAUCUGUAAGGAAACCGACGACGAAACUUUUUUCACCAUUUACCCGUUAGAAGUGGUUUUACCUCCAAAAUUACCAGCUGAUACAGAUGUUCCUUUUUCUUUUUAUCUUGGCUUAAACACACAAAAAACAACUAAGCGCGAACAUAGGAGAUCUCAACGUAUUACCUCUUUUUAUUUUGUCGAUUUAAAUUCAUCAAAUGAUAAUGGGCUUCGAUCUAUGGAUAAAACGUUUACACCAAAAGCAGGAUGA
Messenger RNA from Dentiscutata heterogama, 372 nucleotides. Lineage: Eukaryota; Fungi; Glomeromycota; Glomeromycetes; Diversisporales; Gigasporaceae. The record is from the annotation of a GenBank genome assembly.